Molecule: messenger RNA, 513 nt
Organism: Candidula unifasciata
Lineage: Eukaryota; Metazoa; Mollusca; Gastropoda; Stylommatophora; Geomitridae
Source: the annotation of a GenBank genome assembly
AAAGAAAAUUUGGAAGAUUACCUGGAAAAAGCCAAAGUUUCAUCAUCACGGCAAUUGUUAACCAACUGUAUUUACUUGCUGGAUUCCUGCGUCCAAGUUUGUGGAGUCCAGAUUUAUGGUUCUCCGUGGCAACCCAAAUUUGGUGGAUGGGCAUUUAACCUGAAGAGGGGAGCUGCCUGUUUGGACAAGUGGAACAAGAUCCCAGAAGACACAGAUAUACUGAUGACACAUGGCCCACCUGUUGGACAUGGUGACCUGUGCAGUGACGGCAUGAGAGCCGGUUGUGUGGAACUUCUGCAUACCAUACAGCACCGUGUCAGACCAAAGUACCAUUUGUUUGGGCACAUACAUGAAGGUUAUGGGGUAACCACCGAUGGCCAGACAACCUUUAUCAACGGCUCCAACUGCACUCUGCGAUACAAACCUGAUAACCGGCCAAUUGUCUUUGACUUCCCCAUCCCAGACGGACAUUUGAAAUCUGAACUGUAUCAACUGCCAGUCAACAACCUUUAG